Molecule: messenger RNA, 980 nt
Organism: Etheostoma spectabile (orangethroat darter)
Lineage: Eukaryota; Metazoa; Chordata; Actinopteri; Perciformes; Percidae
Gene: tmem230b
Product: transmembrane protein 230b
Exons: 3
Coding region: 244-588 (114 amino acids)
Biological process (GO): synaptic vesicle transport
Cellular component (GO): endomembrane system; synaptic vesicle
Source: RefSeq, a predicted model, not a curated record
GGCGCAGUGCAGACCGGGGCGAAAAACACGGAAGAGCCGUUCAGAGCAGCAGCAGCGGCAGCGGAGACGGUUUAACGGUCGUGGAGAAUCCAUGGCAACAAGCAACAGCUCGCUGUAAUCUCUCUAAUAACUAGUUUCCGGAGAUAACAGGCUUCCUAAAGUUAAUACUUCGCUGGACUUCGCCCCGGACAGCUCGUGAAGUAACGUAAUGAUGGCGGCGACGGUGUAGAGCAGCGGAAGAAGAUGCCUGCUCGUAACGCCGUGUCGGGUAAAGUCGGGUACUCCCGCGUGGCCUCCGAUGAUGACGGCUACAUCGAUUUACAGUUCAAACGGAGCCCGCCCAAAGUCCCGUACAAAGCCAUAGCGCUCGCCACGGUGCUCUUCCUAAUCGGCUCUCUGUUGAUCGUCAUCGGCUCCCUUCUCCUGGCCGGGUACUUCGGGGUCACUCACUCGGACCGAACCGUGCCCGUCCUCAUCAUCGGGGUCCUCGUCUUCCUGCCUGGAAUUUACCACCUGCGAAUAGCUUACUAUGCAUCAAAGGGUUACCGUGGCUACUCCUACGACGAUAUCCCGGACUUUGAUGACUGAAACACCAAAGCUUCAUACCCAGUCUUCCUGUACUUACGUAUACUCUUAGUAUUCUGCUUUGGCUAAUUCAAGGGCACUGAUGUUUUCAAAGAAUAUGAGUUUAAAACAUAGUCCUUAAAGAUAAGGGAUGUAGCAGCUGCGACGUCACCCAUUGGUUGGUGGACUGCCGUUUAACAGCCUUGUGUUUCGCAUUUUGGUAAUUGCUAUCCUGUUUUUGUUUUUUUUAACGGAUGUGACGGUUGACCGUCUGUGAUCGGAACGAUUUUGAUGUUAUUGUCAUGAAGAUAUAUGACAGCCUGCUGUUAGGAAACCCAAUCAGCAUCAGACAACGUUUUAUUUGUAUAUUUGUUUUGUUAGCUUGAUGAAUUAAUUAAACUUUAAAUUAAAGAGUA